GCAGGGGAGCUGGGGGAAACUGAGAAGACUUUAAAUUCUCAAAAGGACAGGACCACUUUAGGGAAGGGUGAGAGAGGAAGAAAGAAGAAAUGACACAAUAAAGACGACAGGAAGAACAGUGCCAGGAGGGCUGGUCUUUGAAACUGCUGCAUGAUGGGAGACUUUAUCAGGAAAGAGCCAACCAGGGCUUGGUCUUCUCUGCAAAUACUUUCCACACUUUGCUGAUCGCAGCAUUCUUGCUCUUUCAAACUGCAAAUGGAGUCUUGACUCAUCUGAGACACAGAGGAGAUGGUACAGGGAGAGAGACACUGAGGAGUGGGAUGACAUGGAGACAGAACCAUUUUGGGCCUGAAGAUCAGAUAGUGCUCGUGGUGUCCCUCUUUGCAGCUCCCAGCCUGUGGAUAAAAGGACGACUUGAGCCAGUGAAAUUCAAAUCCUGGUAUGAAAUGAGUGCAGACUUCCAGGAGCUCCUUUUUGUCAUUUCUGAGGCUUUGGUCACAGAUGAACUGGCAGCUCUGAAAUUUCUUAGCCUGGAGUACAUCCCCAUGAAGAAGCUGGAAGCCAUCCAGGAGACCAAGGCUUUCUUGGAGGUGCUGCAGGAGAAGGAUCUGAUUGAGGAGGGGAAUCUCUUCUUCCUGAAGGAGCUGUUCUACCUGAUCAACCGCAUCGACCUCCUGUCUGGCCAGCUGGGCUCCAGCAGAGAGGAGAUGGAGAGAGAGCUCCAGAUCCCAGGCAGAGCCAAGGUGUCAGAGUACAGGAAGCUGCUAUAUGGAAUUGCAGAAAACAUGCAUCCAGAUGAUGUCAAGAGCAUGAAGUUCCUGCUCCAAGAAGAAAUACCAAAGAGCAAGCUCCAGGAUGAUGCUUCAAUGUUGAAGGUUUUCCUGGAAAUGGAAAGAAACGGUAUAAUUAAAGAUGGUGACCUGAAAGUGCUGAAAGAUAAAUUAAAGAGAUUGAGAGCUGACUUAAAGAAAAGAAUUGUUGCCUACGAAGAAAAACAAAAAGAAAAUAAGUCCAAGGAAGAACUCUGCAGCCCAGUGCCUGUGUCUGGGCAUCCAUCAGUACAAGGAGCAGAGAGGCAGACACUACACCUGGAAACAUAUAAAAUGGAACAUAUCCCCCGUGGUUACUGUCUGAUUCUUAACAACUACAAGUUUAAAAAUCCAUGGGACAACAGAGAAGGAACACUGAAAGAUGGAGAGGCUGUCAAGAGGGUCUUUCAGUGGCUUCAAUUUGUGACAGUUGAGCACAUGAAUCUAGAAGCAGAGCAAAUGUAUGCAAAAGUUAAAGAAUACAGCAAAAAAGACCACACAAACAUGGACUGUUUUGUUUGCUUCAUUUUUUCCCAUGGUAUAAAAGACAAAAUCAGUGGUGUCGACGGUGAGUUUGUAAACGUUAAAGACUUAGUUUCCUGCUUCAGAGGAUCUAAUUGUCUUUCUCUUGCUGGCAAACCCAAGCUGUUUUUCAUCCAGGCUUGUCAAGGCUCUGGAAGUCAUCCAGCUGUCAAAGUAGUAGGUGACUUUCCCGAGCAUCUUGAGACGGAUACUCUCCCGUUUUCCAUUCCUGACCUGGCUGACAUUCUGGUUGGCAUGGCUACAGUGGAGGACUAUGAGUGCUACCGCUCAGGAGAGACUGGCAGUGUCUACAUCCAGUGCCUCUGUGAGAAGAUGGAGCUGCUUUGCCCGCUCCGCAAGGAUCUGAUGACCAUCCUGACAGAGGUGAACAAGGAAGUGGGACAAAAAGAAUUAAAUGGAUGGAAGCAGAUGCCAAAGAUAUCAUCAACUCUACGGAAGCAAUUGAUCUUCAAACUCUAGAAUGUCAGUCAACUGAAAAGUAGAAAAACACUGAUGCACUAAAUUAGGAAUCCCAUCUGGAAUGGGCUUCCCCAAGAAAGAGAACUUGCAAGAGAAGUUGUCUGGAUCUGUGUCAUUAGCCCCAGUCCUUCAAGGGGAUUAAAAUUUUCCAGUUCCCAUUUUUAAUCAGUCUUGUGGCAGGUGGAUCUGGAGCAGUUGGGUAAGGCUGCAUAGGAAUACAGACCUGGCUUCCUGACCUGCAGAAGCAUUGGAGUCUGUUCAGCCUGGGUUUCGAGAGAGGAAGCACUUCCAAAUAGUAUGAUUUUUUUUUAGGAAUUAUUGGGAAUGCCAUGGGAAGUCCCAUUUAUUUUCAAGUUGCUGUAAGUCCCUGAAGAAAAUAACAGAUUCAGAAUUCCAGGUCCCUUUGCAGGGAGUGUGUGGAAGAUUGUAACUGCUAUACCCAGAGGUGAAUUAUUGGCUGUCUCUGGAAGCUGAGUCAUUUUUAGUGGAAAAAUAACAUCCCUGCCCAGAAAGAUCAAAAAAAGAUUAUUAUGAUAAUGCAAAUUUGGUUCUUUUCCUCUAAAUAUUUGGUUUGCUUUAUAUUAUAUUUACUUGGCCCAGCAGCACUGCUGUUCAGGUUUUUUAGUAGUAAGUGUUCUAAUUGUAUUUUUAAUCGGAGUUCUUAGGGGGCAGUCUGCUUUGAAUGGCAAUUGAGCACUGGAAGGGAGGUCCCAUUCCGUGAGAUCCCUUUCUCUGAGAUGCCAUCUCCCUCCUGGGAGCUGACUUGUAGACUCUUGUUUCAGUUGUAAUAAAUUGUCUGGGUUU
This is a messenger RNA of Calypte anna (Anna's hummingbird), 2615 nucleotides long. RefSeq names its product caspase-8. NCBI's taxonomy places the organism in Eukaryota, Metazoa, Chordata, Aves, Apodiformes, Trochilidae. Bases 321 to 1811 code for a protein of 496 amino acids. The record is from RefSeq and is a predicted model, not a curated record. Gene Ontology annotation, molecular function: protein binding; cysteine-type endopeptidase activity. Gene Ontology annotation, biological process: apoptotic process; proteolysis; regulation of apoptotic process. The transcript is spliced from 8 exons.